This is a messenger RNA of Exaiptasia diaphana, 473 nucleotides long. Its product is annotated as glucose-6-phosphate 1-dehydrogenase. NCBI's taxonomy places the organism in Eukaryota, Metazoa, Cnidaria, Anthozoa, Actiniaria, Aiptasiidae. Gene Ontology annotation, biological process: glucose metabolic process; pentose-phosphate shunt, oxidative branch. The record is from RefSeq and is a predicted model, not a curated record. Gene Ontology annotation, cellular component: cytosol. Gene Ontology annotation, molecular function: glucose-6-phosphate dehydrogenase activity; NADP binding.
UGAUGAACUUGAAGAAGCAUGGCGUGUUUUCACUCCACUUCUUCACCAAAUCGAAAAGGAAAAAAUUAAACCUAUUCCUUACAAGUUUGGCAGUCGUGGACCUUCUGAAUCUGAUGACCUUGUGAAGAGCAUGGGAUUCAUUUACAGUGAUACCUACCAGUGGGACAAGAAACCUAAUAACUAAAUCAGGGCAAGUUUGGCAAGAAUUCAUAACUAUCAUAGCACCAAAAACAGUGGACAUGCCAUCUUGAAGGAAUUGGUUAUGUGUAAUUUAUGUAUAGAUUGAUAUGUAAUGAAAUAAUCACAAAAAACUACAUGUAGGUUGAUAAUGAAAGGCUCAAGUACACCUGCAAACAUUUUUUACAAUUUUCUCACAUUCAAAAGAUAUUUGUUUUUUAACCAAUCGGAAAGCAAAACUACAGGUCAUUAAUACAAACAAGGCAAUCAAGAGUUCUUGGAUGCAUGCUUGAGAG